GCGUAGCGUGUGGUUGGAGGCGCCAAGGUGGUAUAGAUAGAAUAGAUAUAAGCAAAUAAAAUCGGGGAUUUAAUUAUUUAUUCAGCCUCUGACCCCGAGCACAGAGCACCUAACGCCUGACGUCACACAGGCCUGUGAGGGUCACCAUGUUAAGUGUGGGGGGCUUGUCGAGGAUCUUCAGCCUUCCCAUACGAGGAUUCUGCUCAGCUGUGAUCUACAGGAAGUCACUUCCACCUGUCAUCACCUCCUCUCCUGGCAACUACCUCCAUAGAUCAGGAGGGGGGGCACACGUGUCAGGUGUGCGGUUCCUGUCAGGUGGCAGCAGCGAUGCUGCAGGUGGGUGGUACAGCAGCCUGGCGAACUCGACCCCAGUUCACCUGUGUGAACAGCUCCUGGUGAGCGUACAGGAGGCGAGCGGGUUGCCGUGGUGGUUUAGCAUCUGUGUAGCGACGCUGUCAGUGAGGACACUCGUCACUCUGCCGCUCGCUGCCUACCAGCUGGUCGUCAUCUCUAAGGUGGAGGCACUACAGGCUGAAAUCUCUGAGCUGGCCAAGAGACUACGCUAUGAAGUGUCAGUCAGAGCAGGAGAGAGAAGCUGGACGGAGAGAGAAAGCCGGUUCCAGUUCAAGAAGAACCUGCGGCGGAUCGUCUCUCAGCUCUACGUCAGAGAUAACUGUCACCCCUUCAAAGCCAGUCUGCUGGUCUGGGUUCAGCUGCCACUCUGGAUCAGUCUGUCUCUGGCCCUCCGAAAUCUGAGCCUGGAUCAGUCUGACCUACAGGGGGCGCUGGCAGCAGGAGGUGCUCUGUGGUUCCCUGACCUCACCAUACCGGACUCCACCUGGAUCCUACCUGUCUGUCUGGGACUCACCAACCUGCUCAUCGUAGAGGUUUUUUCUCUGCAGAGAGUCGCAGCGUCUCGAACCCAGCAGCUGGUCUUGAACACCGUUAGAGGAUUUUCUCUGCUGAUGAUCCCAAUCGCCGCCACGGUGCCCUCUUCUGUGAAAUGUCGGUACUGCCACCCACGAGCUUUACACUGGUGAGCUCGUUCUCCCGACAUUUGUGAGUGAAGCAGCAUUUGCCUCGUUUCCUGUUCAUAAACACAGCUCUGACUGAGGAAUGUUUCAUGUUCAGAUCUGCCAAGUCAACAAAUGUUUGAACGUGUUAAGUCGCUCCCGCAUUCCUGUCAGGUCAUCAGAUUAAAGUGUCUGUUCAGGGUUUUAUUUUGAAAGAACGUUCCUGUGUAUUAAUCAGAUUAAGGUGUUUUAUUCUGAAAGUGUCUCACUGUGUCUCUCCUCACAGUCCAUGGCUCUGUACUGGUUUGCUUCCAGUCUGGUGGGAUUCAGUCACAACCUCCUCCUUCGCUCUCCUUCAAUCCGCCGACUCUUGCAACUGUCGACUCCUCACUCGACAUCUCCAUACAGAGACUUGCUGACC
Messenger RNA from Neolamprologus brichardi, 1434 nucleotides. RefSeq names its product cytochrome c oxidase assembly factor COX18 (gene cox18). Gene Ontology annotation, cellular component: mitochondrial inner membrane. Gene Ontology annotation, biological process: protein insertion into mitochondrial inner membrane from matrix; mitochondrial respiratory chain complex IV assembly. The record is from RefSeq and is a predicted model, not a curated record. Gene Ontology annotation, molecular function: membrane insertase activity. Lineage: Eukaryota; Metazoa; Chordata; Actinopteri; Cichliformes; Cichlidae.